CAACUGUCAAAAAAAAUUCUCAUUUUGUCACGAAUUUCGUUUUUCCGACUACCCCCAUCAAAUUUUUCCGCGAAAGUCAGUGGAAAAGUGGCCGCCGCGUCCAGUUCGCCCAAAAUUCCCCCGUGAGAACGUCGAAAUUUUUGAAAAAGUGCUUCCCCAGCGCGCAUGCGCCCUUUUUAUAAAUAGCUUAUUUCAGUAUCAAAUUUCUGGUUUUUAGUCGUAGAGUGAGUGCGUUGGGUUGUUGUCGUUUUCCGUAAAAACCAGUGCCGUGCCAAAAUUCGAGCGAAGGAACGUAUUUUUGUUUAAUUUAAGAUGGCCGAAACCGUGAAGAAAUCUCGAAUCGUAAGUGAGCCCGACGAUAACCUAGAAGAAGCGUUGAUGGAAGAAUUUAACCUCCGGCUAAAAAACUGCAUGAGCCAAGACGACCUCCAGAACCCCGACGACGCACGAAUCGUGUCGAGAACCACCGAAGACUUCAUCCGAGCUGAACAGGAGCACUACUACGAAGAGCCGGUCGAGACGAACGGCAUCCAGAAACAAAACGGCUAUCAUCGGGACGAGGAUAGCAUCUAUGAAAAUGUUGGACACCAAACAAAUAAGACUGAUGAAAAAACGGACCAAUACAUCGACAUGACGCUGACGUGUCCGCAGAAAGAGGACGAACCGUCGAGCGUUUACGAGGACAUUGAGGAAGACAGGACGAACGGGCCCGAUCUGACGUUGACGGAUCUGUGCGAAUCGAGGGAGGCGGAUAGUGAGGUGAAAUCCGCAAAAGACAGAAUGUUGUUAUCGACGGACGUCGGCUCCUGUCUCCUCUUCACACAAACAGUGACGUCACCUAUGCUCACCCCCUCCGAGGAGAACAUCGACUUCUUGAAAGGUUUUCGGAGAGAAUCCAACGGCGAGAGCGAACCAGUGACGGACAUAGACGAAGUAAAGCCGAAAGAGUCGGAAUGGGUGAUCGUGGAUAAAGAAGAGAACUCGGAAGAGAACGAAAACGGGAGCGAGAACGUGUACGAGAACUCGGAGUUCUUGAAGCAACACAAAGACGGAAUAAUUUACGAGAAUCUUAAAGACGUACAAGAGACAAUUUAUGAGAAUUUGAAAGAUCUGGGUGAGACGAAGGAGAAGGAGGGUGACGAGGUGAUAUACCAGAACGUGGGCGAGUUGCGGGAGGAGGACGAGGUGCAAGAGGAAGUGAGUGAAGGACUCGAGACGAAGGAGGACGAAGUGGACAAAGUGGAGGAGUGCGAGAAUGUCGACGAGAGUGAUAAGGUUGCGGAUGAGGUUUAUGAAGAGACGAAAGGCGUGGAUAUUUUGAAGCAGAUUAACAAGUUUGAGAGCGAAGAGAGCACCCAAGUGACUGAAUCCUAUGUAGAAACCACAACUAUCGAAUCCCACUCGUCAGACAAUAAAGGACUGAAAAAGAAAAAAUCGAAAAAGUCUCGAAAAGAAGAAAAAGAAAACAUCUCAGUUAACGGAACUAACACUCAUAACGAGGACUCUUUCUAUAACGUAAACGUGAAAAACCUGUGUAGGAGUUUCGGCGAUUUAACUAAAAUCGAAGACGACAAAGUUUCACUAAAACGCAACCGUAGCGAUCGAACGCGUACUAAAUCUUUGUCCGAUGCUAUGAUCGCCUCUAACAAACUCAUUGAGAACGUCUUCUCCGGAGUCUCUGUGCGAGCAUUGAGAGAAAAGUUUCGCUCGAACGUUGGAGAUUGUAGAUUGGGAAAGAGUGUUGAUUGUAAGAGCGUAGAUGCGAAAUCAAGUUUCAACAAAUUCGACGCCUUACAAAAGAAGAACGUCCUCCACAUCCGCUCCUCGGAUUCGUCGAAAGCACAAGAAAAAUUCAAUGGCGCCCAAGUCGACACCUCCAACUGCCGGUCGUGCGGCAAAGCCGUUUUCCAAAUGGAGCAGAUCAAGGCUGAGAAGGCCGUCUGGCACAAGAACUGCUUCCGAUGCACCGAAUGCAGUAAACAAUUGAACGUCGACACAUAUCAAAGCAAUGAGGGAACCUUGUACUGCAAGCCCCAUUUCAAAGCCCUCUUCGCCCCGAAGGCCGUCGAAGACGACACUCCUCGCAAACCUAGAAAGCCGGAGCUGAUUAUUCGGGAAAGUCAGCCGGUUGAAUUGCCACCCGACGUUGUUAGAGCGAGCGACAAGCCCGACCUCGGCCUCGAAGAACUGCACAGCCUUAACGUGAAGGAGCGCUUCCAGGUCUUCGAGCAGCACAGCACAGACAUGGGCGAAGACCGAACGCCGUCCGCCGUCAACGUGAAGAGGUCGCCGUCGAUCCUGUCAAAACUGGCGAAGUUCCAGGCGAAAGGCAUGGACAUAGGCGUCGCGGACGACUCUUUGAACGGCAUCCCGAUCGAGGAGACUUCCUCGGAGGAGGAAGAAGAGGAGGACGGUCUCGAAGGCGAGGACGCCGACUUGAUUCGAGCCAAGAGGGUGCAGAAGGAGAAACCCUUCCAUUUCACGGGGAUGUCGGACGUGAAGAGUCGGUGGGAGCAAGGCGAGCAGUUGUCGACCAGAGAUGAGCGGCGGGAGGAGAGGAAGCAGGAGAUCCAAUCUAUACGAAACCGGCUUUUCAUGGGUAAACAAGGGAAGAUGAAAGAGGCUUAUCAACAGGCUGUGAUGGAAUCCGAAUCGUGCGUCAAUUUGAGGAAAGAACCGAUCGAAGUGUGCGACACGAAAUCCUUGAAGGAACGAUUCGAAAAAGGAGAGUUAGUCCAAGAGAAGAACGCCCGCGAGAAAGACGGCGAAGAAACGGAAGUCUUCGAAAGCGAGAUCAGCAAAAAGUCGCGCUCCCUCUUCCUCGAACUCGACGCCAACGCCUCGAAACCGCCGCAACUCACCCCCAUCUCGACGCCGAAGAUCGACGUGAAGAAGGCCCGCGACAGCUACAUUCAGAAACAAGCCACCGAAGACACCGUCAAGUCGUCGAAGACGAACGUCGUCGACGACGUACAGAUACGUACCUCAGAUAUCCAGCAGCGUUUCAAAUUUUUCGAAACGUACAAAGAGCCCGAAAAGGAGAAGAGGGCGUUCCGGAUAACGCCGCCCCGGGAGGGACAAGUCAAGGCGCCCACGCCGGACAGGGACGUGUACAGGGACCCGGAGAUCGUGAGGGCCGAGGAGUUGGUCGAGGAUUCGGUAAUCGCCAAGGAGACGCACACAGCCACGAAGAUGCUCAACAAGUUCAGGCAGAUGGAGGAGAACUUGUCGAGGGAGCCCCAGCCGACAGGCCCGAAACCCCUGAAGAGAUUCACGCCUCCGCCCGAACCGACCCGACCCGAGUCGAGCAGCGAAGGCGAGAGCGGAUCCGAAGAGGAAUCGGAGGAAGAGGACGAACCCGACCAGGGCCAGAUCGCCGACGCCGACUUACUCGAGGCACAGAAAGCGGCCAGAGCCAAACAAUUGCGUGCCAAAUUCGAGCGUUGGGAAGCCAACGAGAUCAAGAGGGAACAAAACAGCAGCGCCGUCAACAUAAUCGAAGAAAUCGGCGAGGAACAAUCGCAAAUCGAAUCGACCAAAUCGUUGAGGGCCCGCUUCGAAUCGAUGAGAGAAAACAGUUCGGAAACGAAUAGGCAACCUAGGGUAAAAGUGAACAGAUUUGUGGAACUACCGAACGUAACAGAAACCUGCGAAAGCUGUAACGCCAGGGUAUACCCUUUAGAAAAAAUAUCAGUACAUAAUCACAUCUACCACAAAAAUUGUUUCAAAUGCAUGGAGUGCAAUUGCGUGUUGAGGAUGGACUCAUAUUCGUACAACCAAGGUUUGCUAUACUGCAUGCCUCAUUUUAAGCGCCUUUUUAUUUCCAAAGGUAAUUACGACACGGGCUUCGGCCUCGGUCAGCACAAGGAGAAGUGGAACGCUACCAUGGCUUAAAUGUAUCUUUGUGAUAAAAUAAAACGAGAAAAAAACGCCUUUAUUGCCUUCUAUUGAUAGUACUUGUAGCAAUAAUUACCGUACUUAAAAUCAUGUAUCGAGCUUGUCAUAUUCUUAGAUUUUUUUUUUUAUAUAUUAUUUUUAUGUAUUUUUUAAGCUAGGACCUACUCUAUUACCAACUGUGUGAUUUUUUAAUCGAGAAUAAAUUUUAUUAUUUGAA
This is a messenger RNA of Zophobas morio, 4114 nucleotides long. Its product is annotated as LIM domain and actin-binding protein 1. The transcript is spliced from 23 exons. Gene Ontology annotation, biological process: actin filament bundle assembly. Gene Ontology annotation, molecular function: actin filament binding. The record is from RefSeq and is a predicted model, not a curated record. Lineage: Eukaryota; Metazoa; Arthropoda; Insecta; Coleoptera; Tenebrionidae. The coding region runs from base 313 to 3894 and encodes 1193 amino acids. Gene Ontology annotation, cellular component: actin cytoskeleton; plasma membrane.